AUUUUUAAAUAACCGUAAUGGAUUGUACCGAUAAUAUGCAAGCAAGUCAACAGGAUGAAGAAGUUGAGGAAAGCGGGCGUAUAAUCCAGCUUCAAGACUUAAUUGAAAAAAAUAUACAGAUUGAGCAAAAAAUUGAGUCCCGUUCUUUCGGAGAGUCCAUGUCGGCCAUUUUUGAUAUAUUAGGUAAAGCGAACGAUGUAGUGAAAGGAUAUGAGGAGCGUAAAACAAACUCAACAGAGAUUUUGCUGGACUCUGAACUCUUAAGACGAAACCACGAAGUUGUUGGAAAGGCAAUACAGUAUAAUACGAAUAUCACAGAUCGAAUGUAUUGUACGGCCAUUAACAAUGUUGUUUUCAAAGAGAAUGCAGAGGAUUGGAAUGCCCUGUGCAGCCUUGCUUGCCGGUAUGGAGUGCCAAGCUUUACAAAUGCCUCGAUGUUGCCUUUUAUUAACGUAGAGCCCAAACAGCAUGUUCCCAAACAGCGCGCAGCACGUAAAAUCACAAUAAAUGCCGUAGAAAAACGUCCGAAACAAGCCGAUAAGCUCGAACGCAGGGGCGAAGGCUCGGCGGCUGUGAAUCAUGUGAUGAAACAGAUUAAAAAUAUUUACCGAGCAGGCAAUAACCAACCAAUACCAUAUUUUAAACUGAUCUGUAAUCCACAAAACUUUAUGGACACCGUUCAAAAUUCAUUGAUUAUAUCGUUUUUGAUCAAAGAAAAUCUGCUAUCGAUGGAGAACGGAGCAGAUGGAUUGCCCCAAAUCAAAUUGAAUAGUUCAAAAGAAUACGUUGCAAAUGAACCUUUUCAGGCCAUUUGUCGCUUAGAUCUUGAACUCUGCGAGAAAUAUGCCAAGUAUUACAAUAUCAAGGAACCUAUGUUGAAGCGUGCAGAAGUCGACGAAAGCUGAUCGUAUUUUUAUUUCGUUGAGCCAUUCAAGUCAUUAGAAUUAAAUACUUAU
This is a messenger RNA of Drosophila navojoa, 956 nucleotides long. RefSeq names its product SMC5-SMC6 complex kleisin component Non-SMC element 1 (gene Nse4). Gene Ontology annotation, cellular component: nucleus; Smc5-Smc6 complex. The record is from RefSeq and is a predicted model, not a curated record. Lineage: Eukaryota; Metazoa; Arthropoda; Insecta; Diptera; Drosophilidae. Gene Ontology annotation, biological process: DNA repair.